This is a messenger RNA of Anopheles moucheti, 2800 nucleotides long. RefSeq lists its product as uncharacterized. The transcript is spliced from 6 exons. The coding region runs from base 1 to 2436 and encodes 811 amino acids. Gene Ontology annotation, cellular component: nucleus. The record is from RefSeq and is a predicted model, not a curated record. NCBI's taxonomy places the organism in Eukaryota, Metazoa, Arthropoda, Insecta, Diptera, Culicidae. Gene Ontology annotation, molecular function: protein binding. Gene Ontology annotation, biological process: regulation of transcription by RNA polymerase II.
AUGUCACGCCGUGUCGUUAAAACUAAAAAUCGUUGGACAACGGCCCAGCUAGAACAGUUGGUAACAGUGUGGGAGAAAUACUACCAACAACUCAAGGCAGGCCGAGGCCAUGAAGAAAUUUACGAGAUGAUGGUAAAUGAACUCAAAACCGCGGGAUGCCUCGAAGCAACCGUAAAACAGGUUCGAGGACGCAUACAUAACCUCAGCGGAAAGUUUAGAAAAGAGGCAAGCGAGUUUCAGAGAACUGGUAUACCAUCGCAAUGGAGUUUGUACAACAAAAUUGCGAACUUCUUCGAAUAUACUGCUCCGAUGCGCUAUAAGAACAUAGGUCCCCCGGUGUACAACAUGUUAGAGUAUCUGGAUAUGGAUAUCGUCAUGCAGAAACACAUUGAAAGUCGCACGUCCAACAGGAAAAGAACAGAACAGUACGAAAAUCCGAGAGAGUUUGAGCUGGAUGAAAAUUCGCUGGAUAUGGAGGAUGAUGAACUUGAACCUGACGAAGAUUCUAUGGAUGUUGAAGGUGCAGAUCAAGGAGAAUAUUCCGAUAAUGUACAGUACGAUGAUGAAAACACGGCCGAUGGAUUUCAUGAAACAGAAGGUUCGAAAUCGGAUCGGCCUGGAGAAGAAAAGGCAAACAGGCAGGAACAAUCAGAGCCUGAAAAGAAAUCUGAAACAAAGAAGUCCGACACGAAGGGUAUUGGUACGGUACUGGAUACAGAUUCGUCAACAGAUACAGAUGAUGAUUGGUCUGUUGUGGAAUCAUCGGAACAGAUAUACAGAAAACGAAUGAUUCAUAUUAAAUCUUCCUUCCGGCAUGCAGUUAUUGAAAAUUUUUUGUCUCAACUGUUCAGCAAUCAGCUAUAUGCGGACGUUAUGUUAAUAACAUGCCACGAGGGUACCACGUGUGUAUUGCCAGCACAUCGAAUAGUUUUGGCAAAUUUUAGUGAGUUCUUCUCCAGCAUACUGGGAGCGCUGAAACCGAACACGAACGGGAAUCCAAUUACCAUAUGCCUUCAGCCAGACAUAUCGCAACCUGUAAUGCAGCUGCUGCUGCAGUUCAUGUACACAGGCAAAGCGUCAAUUGGGGAUGAACUCAUGGGCGAUUUUGUACGUUGCGCACAAAUUCUUAGAAUACGCGGUGUUUGGACUGAAGAACAUGCGGAGUUUGAUGAAAAGCGCAACAAACAGCCUUUUCAGUCUAGUAGAAAGCCUUCCGAGGCAGGCAGGAAGACAGCGAACGAAAGCGUUAGUUCCUCGUCCUCCUUGGACGAGGAACGCUCCACAACACACUCACAAGUAACGGUGAUCCCUCAAUCUUCAAAAGAUACAGGCAGCGAUACGGGAGAAACAAGCCAGCGGCCAACAAAGAGGCGCAAAAAAUUGACUAAGAAAGCGAAACGUAUGCGCGAAGAAAGCGACCAGAAAUUAGAAAAUAUGGAAGUAUCGUCUAUAAUCGGGUUUGAUCUGUUACGAUCAGAUACUGAAACUGAGGACAACAAACAGGAUGUAAAUGAAAAACAAGCGGAACGCAACGAUACUGGAACGAAGAUCAAGAAUGUCGAAGAUAAUGCAGUUGACCGUUUUGAAAGGAGCGAUUAUGGUAAACAUGACGAUGACUUCGACGAUGAGGAUGAGGAUGAUAGCGAAGAAGAUACGUGUUUAGAUGAUGAAGAAGCGGACGAAGAAUGCGAGACCGAAUACAUCGAGACGGAAACAGACACAGAGAACGCUAUCCACGAUACUGCGAAUGAGGAUUCAGUAAGCACAACAGCUGUGACAAUAACGGAACCAAGGCCAGAACAAGAAACUGCACCAACACCUGAAGAGAUAAUCGAGCUGGAAAAGAUACAACUUCAUGAUCGGAUAGAACAAAAUGGUAAUAUCAACGGAUUCAGCCCUCACGAUGAGGAUUCACACGAAAGCGCUCCGUCCCAUGACGAGGAAGAAUUAGUACGUGAAAUGCCAGUAUCGGUAAACACAAACCGACAGGUGCAAGUCGCUACAAAACCACCCGAUAUUCACCGUAAACUUAAAACCGUACCGUCAGCUUCACGUAACCAGCAAUCCUCCCUAAGGCAAACGAAUUCUCAGACUACCCAUUCAAGCAAACCGAUACGGCAAUUUAACCAGCAAACUUAUGCAAAACAAUCGACAAGUCGAGAUCAGUUCGUGCCCAAGGCACGGUCGGUGUACAGUUGUAAAAUAUGUGGCAAGCGCUUCAACACGAGCGACGGUUGGGUGGAGCACGUGGUUUACGAACAUUCUAAAGACGAGCAGCUAACGGUCAACAAUUCGGAAGAACACCUGACGAUGUUGCAGUGCGAUCUGUGCAGUAAAUAUCUUGGUUCAGAAUACGAUUGGGUGCAUCACAUAUUGAAGAAACACACGGAACGGUACCCUCAUUUUCACGAGGAGCUCUCGAUGUCGGACGAAUGAGUAUUACUUCGGUCGUCUUCCAAUGGAAUGCGUUGAAGAGAUGUGGCAGAGUUUACUUUACGUUGUUUAUUUUAUUCAGAUUAUCGGGCUGUACAGAAUUUGUUUGUAGCCCUGUAUUUUUAGACGUUAGGCGCUCCACCCGUUUGUAUAACACUGUUCCAGGGAAGGUUGAGUUAAAGUGAUAAUCCUGCGUACCUUCCUGUUGUAGUAAAUGUUGUCCCGCAGCGCAUUGAUGAAGUCGUACAAUGCCAGUAAGUAUGAAUGGGAGAAGUUGUUGGACAAUGCGCUUCUGGGAAUCUAGCCACCAACGGUCGUGUAUAUGGAACAAGAUCACUUAAAUGAGCCAAGCUCCAUGGAAAAAAAU